GCUUUUUCCAUCUAGCUAGGGAUUACAUACUAGUGUCAUGACCUCCGAAACACUACUACCGGGCCAACCAGUCGCCCUACCCCUCGGUCCCUCCCCCACCCUCGGUGCUGGAUUGUAUGCCAAGGAUGGUCAUGUUAGGGCGAGUCUCGUCGGGGUACCUCGAUAUGAAGGACCUACGUUAGCAAUAUCACGCGCACGACCACACCCUCCAACUACGAAUUCGGUGGUUCUUGGAGUAGUCACGCGCUUGUCACCACUACAAGCUACUGUGGCCAUAUCCGUCGUGGACGGACUCCCUCUGCCCGCAGGCGAGGAAUUCACCGGAGUCAUACGAAGUCAAGACGUUAGGGCGACAGAGAAGGACAAGGUGAGAAUUGGGGAGUGUUUUCGUGGAGGAGAUGUCAUAAAGGGCACUGUAAUAUCUCUCGGUGAUGCUCGCAGCUACUACAUAACGACAGCUCGCAAUGACCUUGGAGUCAUCUUCGCGACCAGCGAGGCCGGUGCGUGACACCCAUUUUGUUUUUCACAUCCUCACAUGUUUGAUUAUUCCGCAGGAGCAACAAUGGAACCAAUGUCAUGGCAGGCGAUGAGGUGUCCGCGAACUGGCCGGAUAGAAAAGCGUAAAUGUGCGAAACCCGAAAACCUGUAGUACAAAUGUCGUGAGCACGAGCUUGAGCAAUCUGGUUGUCAGCAUUUAGCACUGAUCUAAACUUGCGCCCUACGUGGAUCAUGAAAAAGGAAAUUUCGCUUACAGCAUGCUGGAGUUAUAAGUGGAACAAUCCCUGGAUGUGUGGAUUAUCCAUGAAGCUACGGGUGGGACUCCUGACAUGAUUUUUUAUCUUGCGUUACCUGGGUUCAAACCCCCUUCGCAACUCUACAGCA
Pisolithus orientalis is the source of this 882-nucleotide messenger RNA. RefSeq lists its product as uncharacterized. Gene Ontology annotation, biological process: RNA processing. Bases 38 to 508 code for a protein of 156 amino acids. The record is from RefSeq and is a predicted model, not a curated record. Lineage: Eukaryota; Fungi; Basidiomycota; Agaricomycetes; Boletales; Pisolithaceae. The transcript has 3 exons. Gene Ontology annotation, cellular component: cytoplasm; nuclear exosome (RNase complex). Gene Ontology annotation, molecular function: RNA binding.